GGAAAGAGGCUGCUCAAAAAGUAAACUGGAUCAAGGACAAACUCCUGCAUAUCUAUUACCAGAACAGCAUUGAUGACAAAUUAUUGGUGGAAAAAAUCUUCGCUCAGUACCUUGUUCCACAUAAUCUGGAGACAGAGGAAAGAAUGAAGUGUCUGUAUUACCUUUAUGCUUCCUUGGACCCAAAUGCAGUAAAAGCAUUGAAUGAAAUGUGGAAGUGCCAGAACAUGUUACGGAGUCAUGUCCGCGAGUUAUUAGACCUGCACAAACAGCCUGCUUCAGAAGCAAACAAUACUGCAAUGUUUGCCAAGCUAAUGGCUAUAGCAAAAAAUUUACCUGAUCCAGGAAAAGCACAAGAUUUCAUGAAGAAGUUCAACCAGGUCCUGGGUGAUGAUGAAAGGCUGCGGGCUCAGUUAGAGCUGCUGAUUAGCCCAGCAUGUUCAUGUAAACAAGCAGAAGUCUGUGUGAGAGAAAUUACACGUAAACUAGCAAAUCCAAAGCAGCCCACGAAUCCCUUCCUGGAAAUGGUGAAAUUCCUACUGGAGAGGAUUGCACCAGUACACAUUGAUUCAGAAGCCAUAAGCUCUUUAGUGAAACUAAUGAACAAAUCCAUAGAAGGGACUGCAGAUGAUGAAGAGGAAGGUGUGACCCCCGAUUCUGCAAUCAGAGCAGGCUUGGAGCUGCUUAAGGUUUUAUCAUUCACACAUCCCACCUCCUUUCACUCUUCAGAGACCUAUGAAUCACUGUUACAGUGUCUAAAGAUGGAGGAUGAUAAAGUAGCCGAAGCUGCCAUUCAAAUCUUCAGAAAUACUGGGCACAAAAUAGAGACUGACCUUCUACAAAUUCGUUC
Rhincodon typus (whale shark) is the source of this 847-nucleotide messenger RNA. Its product is annotated as sister chromatid cohesion protein PDS5 homolog A-like. NCBI's taxonomy places the organism in Eukaryota, Metazoa, Chordata, Chondrichthyes, Orectolobiformes, Rhincodontidae. The transcript has 8 exons. Gene Ontology annotation, biological process: mitotic sister chromatid cohesion; DNA repair. The annotation marks the transcript as partial. The record is from RefSeq and is a predicted model, not a curated record. Gene Ontology annotation, cellular component: chromatin; nucleus.